Molecule: messenger RNA, 1026 nt
Organism: Nannospalax galili (Upper Galilee mountains blind mole rat)
Lineage: Eukaryota; Metazoa; Chordata; Mammalia; Rodentia; Spalacidae
Product: translation initiation factor IF-2-like
Exons: 5
Coding region: 1-762 (253 amino acids)
Source: RefSeq, a predicted model, not a curated record
AUGCGGGAGUACUGGCCGAAUGCACGCACGUUGAGUGGAGAGGCGACUGGGGCCGAGCACGGAGGACUGAGGCUCAGAAGAUUCCAGGUUCGACUCCUGGCUGGCUCGGGCUCUUUUACGGACUUCCUGCGACAAGGAGCCCGUCGCGGUGUUCUUUCGUUUUAUAUCCCCGGACUCUCUGGAGCCCAGGCUGCCUCAGCACCCACUACGCUCCAACUCGUAGCCAUCAUCCUGCCUCCGCCUCCGCCACGACUACUCAUUCAUCGUAGACGCAACAGGUUGAAGCCGCCUCGGAGCCAGCUGGAGGCGGCAGCUCUGGACGGCCCGAGCCCCUACCCCGGCCUCCUGGAGAGGUUGCGCGGCUCCUCUCAGGGGCCGGAAACGCACCCCGAUACUUCCGGUCCCGCCGCCGGGCUCCGCGGCCCACGGUCAUCCCCAGCGCCCCGGCCUCAGGUAUCUGUCUCCUUUAUAAGAAGUUGCAGGAGAGGUGAGAGGGAGGCCCCGGCCGCGCCAAGCCCGCCGCCACGCCCAAGAGAAAAGCCAGAGGCGACGCCAAGGUCGGGAAGGCAGAGCGGGAGCCGCAGCGGAGGUCGGCGCGGCUGUCCGCCCCGCCCGUCGCUCAGAAGCCAGAGCCCAGGCCCGCGAAGGGCCCAGCGCAGAAAGGGGAGAAGCUGGGGGGAGGGAGGAGGGGGAAGGCUGCGGGCCAGUAUCCCCGCCCGCGGGACUUUCAACGUGGGUACCUGGAAUGAGGAGCGGGCAUGAAAGGGGCAAGAGACACAAAGAAUGGAGACAAGACAGGCUUUCUGAUCAAAUCUCAUUUAUUGAUGGAGAAGGAACAGUUUUUAUAGAGAGGGAAAGGGGAAAGUUGGCAGGGAUAAAUCUAUUGAGGCAGGAGUAAUUCUAUUGACAGAGCAAUUAUCAUAAUUACACUACACCAAUUGAUCACAGAGUAAAUUCCAUAGUAACACCACAAUUCUAUAGUAAGGCCAUAAAUCAAUUAUAAGGUCACACCUGCAUGAUUACGAG